Molecule: messenger RNA, 999 nt
Organism: Closterium sp. Naga37s-1
Lineage: Eukaryota; Viridiplantae; Streptophyta; Zygnematophyceae; Desmidiales; Closteriaceae
Source: the annotation of a GenBank genome assembly
AUGGCGGGAGGUCGACGCAAUGGACGGGGUGGUGGAAAGGCUGGAGGAAAGGUUAUUGAUACUGCUGGCAACACCCCUUUAUCCAGUACGGAGCAUUCUCCAGAGAAGAGCCCUCUGCUGUCGGCGCAAGCUUCACCCCAAGCUCCCCUUGCUCCGGCGGUCAACGAUUUGCUGAGUGAGGCGGCGAAGAUCUCUCUGCAAGAGCGGUUGUCAGCUCUGAAGGGCAACGGGCUUAAGGACAAUGCGGAGGAAAAUGAGAAGCAGCAACCGCAACCGAGCUCGUCAGCGGGUGGACCGUCGGCUCCCGUGACAGUGACACCUGCGGUGACGGCUGAGGGCUGCAACAUUGACGUGGAUGAGGAUGAAUGCUGGGACAGCGAUGACGAGGAUGUGUUCGAUCCAGCUGCGGUCAGCCUGCUCGCGUCCCAAGUCAGCUUCUCGCUUACGCUUCUGAUCCCCAUUCAGUGGGAGAGUGAGGUCUCGAAGUUGAAGCCAACGGUCAUUGCGCACCUGGAUCACUGGAAGGCUUCGCUGACGCCUGACGCGCAGACGACUACGACGUACCAGGAGAUGCUGCCGGCGUGGCUGUCAAAGAAGAGAUUUGGUCGGCUUCAAGUGACAUUUCUGCACGCGAGUGACGCGGUUUCGGUCUGGCAACGCACCAUUGAGCAUGAUGUGGGGAAGGGUGUUACGCUGAAGCUCAACUGGCAGCAUCCGGAGAACGCGACUUACAAGAAGGAGCGUCAGCAGAAUCCAGAUGCGGUGGAGGUGUUGUUGAAGUCUGUACCGGCUGGCGUCUCACCUGAGCUGGUCCGUAAGAUGCUGACGGAGGUUGUGCUGCUCAAGAAGGGCAAACCUGCGUUCAGCAAAGGUGUGGCUUUUCACAGAGUGCAAGAUCCGGUUACUGGUAUCGACACUGACAAGAUCCGCGGUGCUGCUACGCGCGCCAGCAAGGGUGCUCUCACCCUGGGUGCGUUCCGCAAGGAGUUCGCCAAGUAA